Molecule: messenger RNA, 987 nt
Organism: Cucurbitaria berberidis CBS 394.84
Lineage: Eukaryota; Fungi; Ascomycota; Dothideomycetes; Pleosporales; Cucurbitariaceae
Product: glycosyltransferase family 34 protein
Exons: 3
Coding region: 1-987 (328 amino acids)
Biological process (GO): protein N-linked glycosylation
Cellular component (GO): Golgi membrane; mannan polymerase complex
Molecular function (GO): alpha-1,6-mannosyltransferase activity
Source: RefSeq, a predicted model, not a curated record
AUGCAUUUCGCUAUGCCUCCACGAAAAACGUCGCGGCCGCCGCCAUAUGCACGCAAUCAAGGCUCGAUAAUAGCAAUACCACCAGCCCUGAAGAAUCUGCUACGGAGAGACAAAUUGCGGUUGGUGGUGGUAGGCAUACUUGGCUUCUUGGGCAUUGUAUGGUUAUUAGGGAGAAGAGGCGGCAACAGCCAAGGAGUGGCAUGGACCGCAGCACACAUACCCAAGGUCGCAAUUGGGAGCGGGGCGCCCGUGGUGAUAGUCACAGUGAUAGAUCCCAAGGCGGACCCGUCGUGGACACAAAGAAUCAAGAGUAACCGGGAGGAAUAUGCCAAACGACAUGGCUACCUGACCUUCUUCCCCACCGACGACCAGUACCCUCUCCGCGGCUCCCCAGCAACCUGGUCCCGCGUCCCGGCCAUCCGCCAUGCCAUGACUCUCUACCCAGGCUCAACCUUCUUCUGGUACCUCGACGCCACCGCCCUCAUCAUGACACCCUCGCUCGCCAUCCACACACACCUCCUCACCCCCGCGCGGCUCGAAAGUCUGAUGAUCACCAAUGCACCCGUCGUCCCGCCAGACAGUGUUAUCAAGACGUUUAGCAAUCUCAAGGGCGACAGAAUCGAUUUUGUAGUGACACAGGACAAGGAGGGAUUGGCGCCGAGUAGUUUUGUGAUCAGGAACGGGGAGUGGGCCAAGUACUUUUUAGACGCCUGGUUCGAUCCCAUCUACCGGAGUUAUAACUUCCAGAAGGCGGAGAGCCAUGCUUUGGAGCAUAUUGUGCAAUGGCACGGCACGAUUCUUGCCAAACUCGCACUGGUCCCGCAGAAUAUGCUGAAUGCAUACGCUUCUGGCCCCGCGAGCCUCAAGGACGGACAGUUCAAAGAGGGAAAUCUAGUCGCCACUUUCCCUGGCUGCGACAAAGACGCACGAGACUGCGCGAAAGAACAGCAAACGUACUUUGACGUACUGGAGAGGACGAAAACUUAG